AUGAGUGAUAGAAAACUUUUAAGCUCUCCGUCCCUUAUUUUGGACAUCAAUCCUAAAUAUACGGAACCGUUCGCAACAGGUGUCCUCUGUAUUGGUAUCGGCUAUAUGUCUACAAAACUCACACCAUUAACACAGUUUUGGCCUCAUGAAUGGAUAAUUGGGGCUAAAGGCUAUAUGUCUACAAAACUCACACCAUUAACACAGUUUUGGCCUCAUGAAUGGAUAAUUGGGGCUAAAUUAGGGACACAAACCAAAGACAUGUGUCCCGAUUCACAAGUUAUUAAUCACAUGCCAUUUAAUCAUAUAAGCGAAGACCAGUUAAAGGAAGCACUGAACCAAUUUGUGGGAACGAAGGAACAGUUGAAUCCACCGUUUAUUAUAAAACCCAAUAUUUUAAUCGAAAAGGAAAGGAAAGCCAAGACCCAGAGGACUGUGGAGGACGAGCCCUCACCUCGACUGAGAACUUGUCAUAGCGUUGAGGUAUUGAGUUUCAAACCGCCAGACCUUAAGCUCCGUGUCGUAAGCGAUGGUUUCUUCUCUUGUCGGCGAUUGAUCCACGACUUGGGCGUUGAGCUGUCGAGUUGUGCUCACGUGACCGACUUAUGUCUCAACUCAAUGGGUGUCAUCAACAGAGAGGUCUGCCUUCAGAAAUAUGAACUUCAUUUAAACCAAAUGACUGAAGCGAUUGACAAAUACUCCAAACUCUGUUCUCGAGAUCUCAAGAAAUACAAAGAUCUAAAACCUGAUAAUCGAAGAUUCAUUUGAAUUUUAUAUUAAUAUUAGUUACGAAUAAAUCAUUUUACGGUUAAAAUUAAAC
Medioppia subpectinata is the source of this 817-nucleotide messenger RNA. The record is from the annotation of a GenBank genome assembly. Lineage: Eukaryota; Metazoa; Arthropoda; Arachnida; Sarcoptiformes; Oppiidae.